This is a messenger RNA of Exaiptasia diaphana, 1288 nucleotides long. RefSeq names its product meiotic recombination protein REC8 homolog. Bases 7 to 984 code for a protein of 325 amino acids. Gene Ontology annotation, biological process: synaptonemal complex assembly; mitotic sister chromatid cohesion; replication-born double-strand break repair via sister chromatid exchange. Gene Ontology annotation, molecular function: chromatin binding. Gene Ontology annotation, cellular component: cohesin complex; synaptonemal complex. Lineage: Eukaryota; Metazoa; Cnidaria; Anthozoa; Actiniaria; Aiptasiidae. The transcript is spliced from 11 exons. The record is from RefSeq and is a predicted model, not a curated record.
GGCGUGAUGUUAUUUGAUGAAAAGACCGGAGUUCUUAUACCAGAAGCAACACCGACACGAGAAAGCCAGAUUCCAUAUCAAGCUGCUACGCCCCAGCAAGCAGUGAUUGAUCGUGCAGUUCCUCAAAGGCCAAGAAGAAAGCGAAAGUUAGCCAUCGAUUUUUCAAUCAAACUUACUGGCAUUGCCAUGCGCAGAAACUUCAACAAYGUUGACACACUGAAGAAAAGAAAAAUAUGUGAUAUUCCUAAACUACCAUCGCUGAGAGAUUUAUUCRUGCGUCCUGCUACAUCAGUUGUCAAUCAUAAUUCUCACUUCCGACGACUGUGGGAUAAAAACGCUAAAAUCAGACCACAGGAUUACGAUGAGAGAGAAUGGGCACUACCCGAGGCAGGACASCCUAGCCCAAUCAUACACGAGGAAUUGAGCAGUGGUCUCGAUGAAAGUCCAACGUCCGGUAUCGAACUUCUAAGGGGAGCAAGCCAURUGUCAUCCGAAUUUGAACAGUCAGCGCCAAUAGACAGUACACCUGAAGUAAGCAUCCUCGAAAGAAGCCGUAAAUCACGUGAUUUGUCUUUAACUGGAGACAGGAAAAUCGAUGUCAGCAUCAGGACACCCAGCAAACCUCUUAGCAGAUUAUCAACAGCCGAUCGUUUAUCAACUUUAUCGCCAAUCGUAGACAGAAAUGAAGAAUUAUUAGAGUUGGAUGUACCUCUUGAAGACAUCGAGGAACAUUUAAGUAUGGAUGGAAGCGACCAAGACAAGUUUCCACGUGAUGGAACCUACGGGACCUUGAGAAUGAUCCAGCAAGCACUAGGUCACUAUUCAAACGUCGAUUUAUGCUCGAUAAUCCCAUUAACUACACUAAGAAAGCAAGCCGCGAAAAUCUUCUAUAAUGUGAUAGCGCUAGCCAAUAUGGGUGUUGUGUAUCUUGUGCAAGACCGUCCUUACGAAGAAAUCGUCAUCGGACGCGGGAGACAGUACUAAGCCAUUGUCAUUUGGUGUUCACCUUUUUAUCCAUGGAAUUCUAAAUUAUAAUUUACAACGAAUUUUAUCUGAAUAUUAACAGACUGAGCACAUUUUAUAACUUAUUUUUUUACAACGCUCACAUUAAAUUUUUACUAAAAUAUUCAUUCAUCGCCUGGUCAGAUUAAAAUGAGAUGRUCACGCAUUUUGUAGAAGGAUCGAAAAACGGGCAUGCCUUAGAGUGGGUUGCUAAACAUUCGUCUGGUACUGUGCUACCUACCAAACAUUUACGCAUGCAUUUAUUUAUUGUCAUCAAAAUGGUAAA